AUGAAUUAUCAUAAUCAUAUUGCUGGUCUUUAAAAUAAAGUUAAAUUAAAUAAGAUUGAACCAAAAACUUAAUCAAUUCUUAAGAAAACUAAAAAAAAUUAAAAUAACAAUACUAGAAUGGAUUUGAAUGGUAAUCUAAUUUGCUCAAAUUCAAAGAAAUAUUCCAUUAAUUUUAAAUAAAACCUAUGUUAGGUUUAUAUAGUAGAGAAUUGGAAAAAAUAUAAUAUUUUAGAAAAUAGCAUAUUAAUAUUAGAAACUGAAUAAAAAAGAAAAUGUUUGAAUAAUUGCAAUAUAUUUUGA
Molecule: messenger RNA, 300 nt
Organism: Paramecium pentaurelia
Lineage: Eukaryota; Ciliophora; Oligohymenophorea; Peniculida; Parameciidae
Source: the annotation of a GenBank genome assembly